GGGUGCGGAGUGCACCAGCAGCAGCGGCCUCACUACCACCACCACCAGCCAGGCCUCUCACCUCUCCUCCCUCCUCCUCCUCCAUCCCUGCUGCCGCUGCUGCCUCUAUGUCCCGGCCGUCAUAAGUAACCAACCCGCAGCGCACCAACCACCCCAACCACCACCACCACACUCGCCACCACGCCGCGGGACAGGACGCACUCCUGGGUUCUUGGUUAGUCAGCGCGUCCACAGCCCGCCAGCCAAGCUGGCCACGUCGUGAAUAAAUAGUCGUUAUAUUAUGUCAUCCCACGCGACCCACAUAUGUUUAUACAUAACAUAACCAAGUGAUGUGUACUUAGUAAAUGUACACAUUUAAAGUGUUUUCGAUGACUCCAUGGUGCACCGGAAUUUAUUUCAGAUUCUUUGCUGUGCACACAGACGCUGACCGUCACUUAGUGAGGACAUCUGUAAAGAAAUCUGUCACAUGCUUGUAACACGACAUGGACAUGGAAAGUGAGAGAGAGUAACAUUUGGAUGACAGUUUGUAUUUUAUAUAAGCGAGCAGGAGCAGCAAGAGCACGGGCGGCCCCAGUGUUGUGGGUGAGUGUGGAGGCUGGCAGUGAGUGGCCCCCGUUCCCACCAAGCGAAUGAGGACAUCCUAUGGCAGGAGUGUACAGCCAGCCUCAACCAUCACCUCCCCAAGCCCACUGCACCCGCCUCCUCCACCCUCCAUCUAGGGCCUACAUCUUCUGUUAGUCUGAGGUGAGGAAGGACGGGCGCCCAGUGCUUCAGUCGGGGGGAAACUGGACGACAUAUUAUCAGGAAAGUGGAAAUAUCGAAUGAGACCAAAUUCUGUUGUAACAAAGACCAUGCAGCGUUGAGAGUUGGUUUAGACCUUUAAAUACCAUCCAAGUGAGAACUGUGUCAUUGAUUUGUGAAUCGGAGAAUCUGCCCCCUGAGCUAUGCGCGGGUCGACGGGCAUUAGCGAGAGCGGGGCUCGCAGGCGAGUAUGUAUAGGGGUACUGGGGUUGCUGGACUCAUUCUUGUCUAUCUUCGUGAUCGCGCCCCUGGUGGUGGGCUACUGGCGUGGCUGCUGGCAGCUCAUGGAUAAGUUCCUGCUGCCAGACAACAAGCAGUUGUCGGUGGUCACCUCGCUUACCAUGGGUGUCGUCUCUGGACUGCUGUUCUGCCUGCUACAGCGUCCACUCGACACCCUCUGUGAUCACUCCAGACGUCCCCGUCUGCACCUGUUUGUGUCACGGCUCUACACGUCGGUGUACUGUGUGUGCUGCGUCAACCACUGGCGGGGCGUGUGGGCGACUUGGGACCUGUACACUGGCAUCUCAUGGCAAUCAGGUGCAACAUCCAUGGGCAUCGGUCUCCUGACACUGGCCAUCACCCGAGGCCUGAAGAACAUCUUGGCCCCGCCCUUCAUCGUUGUGACAGACCAUCCUUCAGGAUACUUCAACGUGCCCACUCUCUUCAGCGCCCAGAAGGAUCGGUGCGGGUACUUCCUGCUGGACACGGUGUUCACAGUGGUGGUCACGGGCUCUCUGGUGGUGUUCGUGUGGAGGGGGUCCUGGGUCUUCCUCGACGCCCUGCUCUUCCCAGAUAAACCCGUCUACUCCGCCUGGGGCUCCAUGGUGCUGGGGAUGACGGUGACCCUGCUGGUGUUCGUGGCCCAGCUGGUGAUGAUCCCGUGUCUGAGGCGCAUCAGGAAAGGCCUCCCCAAGAUCCUGGUGGAGGACGCUUACCAUUCUAUCUGCUUCAUCGGCGACGUCAACAUGUGGCGGGGAGUCUGGAUGCUGCUCAACAUAUACCUCCUACCAGGUCUACCGGUUGUCAGCAACUUCCUGACGUCAGUAGCGGGGCUCGUGGUGCUGAUGUGCUUCUACACCUCCAACUCUAUCCUGGUGAGAGGCGCCGUGAUGGACGGGGCUGGGGAGGGCUGCAGGAGUAUCGUCUUCCCUACACACUACCUCAGGUUCUUCCACAAGAAGAGGGAGGAGGAGCAGCAGCGGCCAGACCUGUGGGUGCGAGGGGACGGGGGCCGGCCACCCCUGGUUAUCAGUGCGCCCCUCGAGUCCACCCUCGCCAGUAAAGCCAACGGCGUGUGUGACGGUAGAGGCUUCGGCGACGGACACAGCUUCACUGAUGGUUUUGGGGAUGGAUUCGGCAGCGCAUAUCCCGAGGGUGAAGGUCGUACUCAGCGUCCCAACUCCACCUUCCUGGGGCCCGACGCUAGCACGACCCGAGUGAACAUAGUCAAGACCUCCUUACCAGACCCCACCCCUAACGAUCCCUCCAGCAACAACGACCCUAUCAACCAUAACGAACCCACCAGCCAUAACGACUCCCACGCACACCUAACUGAGACGCCUUUGUAAAACCUGUCAUUAGAAGAACCUCAAGAGUAUAAACAUGUAACAACAAGAGAUAAUUUACUUAUUUUUUCACUAAGAGUAAAAUUUUUGAAGUAAUAACCAAGAUAAAAUAAAAAAUAAAAUAUCAUUAACAUUUAUAUAAAAAAAAAGGAACAUAAUGAAAGAGUUCUCCACGACCAAAGCUGUACAUAUUAUAUAUAUAUAGGCUAAUGAAACCUCCCAUUCCUGUAUUUAUAGACACUACAGUGCAUAUAUACGAUGUUAUGUAGGGUGUACUGUUAAUAGUUAUUCUAUUAUUCUCUGAUGCUAUUCUGUGUUUACACCGUAUGUUUGACAAGUCCUUUAUAAUGCAUUUUACACUAUAUUCGUCAACACAGUUCAGGUUUUCCAGUAUUCCAGAUGAAGAAGAUGAGGUUUGGGGGAGUCAAAGGAGCAGGGAGGUGGGUGGGGGGUGUGAACUAUAUUUGGUGUCAGAACGGAACAAUUCGAGUAUGGUGUCAGAACGGAACAAAUUCAAAUACGGUGUCAGAACGGAACAUUUCGGGUAUGGUGUCAGAACGGAACAAAUUCGGAUAUGGUGUCAGAACGGAACAAAUUCAAAUACGGUGUCAGAACGGAACAUUUCGGGUAUGGUGUCAGAACGGAACAAAUUCAAAUACGGUGUCAGAACGGAACAUUUCGGGUAUGGUGUCAGAACGGAACAAAUUCGGAUAUGGUGUCAGAACGGAACAAAUUCGGAUAUGGUGUCAGAACGGAACAAAUUCGAAUAUGGUGUCAGAACGGAACAAAUUCGAAUAUGGUGUCAGAACAGAACAAUUCGGACGACGUUAUCGAUCGCUCGGCCUCAGGGGUGACCAAAGAUGUAUAUCGACUCGUAUUUCGUAACGUUACUUAUCAUAUCUGCUUACUUCCUCGAGUUCCUCUUGUCUAUAAUCCUUGUAAAUAAUCUUGAUAUGGUCUGAGAGAUGCUAGUGAAAAAACUCUGCUGUAACAAUCUCACAAACUAUACUACCAUUAAGCGGUGAUUGGUCAGAUGGUUUUCCUAGGACUAAUUGGCCCCCAUUUUAAUGUUUAGAUUAGGUUGGGGCCUGUUAGGACAACGAACAAGAGUCCAACUCACUAAACAGGAUAUGUAAACACCCACAGACAACAGUAACAUCAUUCUUCUUCUUCCUCUUCUUCUCCUCACUCAAACGACCUCAUAUUAUAUCGACCAAUUCAUCUCUGUUACGUCAGAAGUAGUAUGUACUUGAAGGCAAUUACGUCAAGUUGAUUUUCCUUCAUUUGAUUGGCCAUUAAUAAUGAUAGUGGAUCCGUCACAGUUAUUCAGUUUGGUAUUGAGAUUUGGUAUCAGCGUCAACAACACAGAUGGAAAUGAAGAACAAUAUCAACAAUAACAAUAACAAUAACAAGAACAAGAACAAGAACAAGAAUCGUACAAUGUUGACUUUUAACCACGACACUACAACAUGGCGGUAUUGCACAGAUUUAGAUAUUGCCGUGAGUUAGAGUGACAAUGUUACAAGCAAUCCCCAACAACAAAUUCAAUUACCCGGACAGUGGAAAUAAUUAAUAACAUUGGUGGAGGUGGUGCCGGAUUACAGUAGAAUCGUGACCAUUAAUCCUCACUUAAUCCUCUCUUCCUGACUUCCAAUGGUAACUUCGCGUUUGUAAUCCCAAGGGAAAAAAAUCUCUUGUCUAUGAUUCAUUUUUAGUUUAAUUUACUACGUCUGUACCUCAUUUAUUAUUCGUCUUAUUACUUGUUUUGUCUGUAUUUUGCUCUCUUUUCGUCGUUAAUUUUGUCUAUAUUUUCGUAGGCAUUAAAAGGUCGUUUUCUCUCAAUACCCACAAAUAUUUUUUUUUUAAUCUUUUUGGUAUAAUUUUCACUUUAUAUUUAUUUUCUCAAUAUUUUCCACAACAGAGAAAAAAAAAGAUGGUUGAUUGUUAUGUUCUUAUGCAUGAUGUAUUUAAUGUUAGUACAAAAACAUCUUUAGCUUUUACUAAUUUAAGAAAGAUUUUAUGAUAUUGAAUUGUCAUUAUGUAAAUUAAGAAUCUAUAUAAAGUAAACAAAUGAAGAUAUAUUGUAAAAAAAAAAAUCGAUCGUUCUUGUGGGCACGAUUAUAGAGUUGGAUUUCAUAUGGAUCGUGUUUACGUUUGUUUGUUAUGGUCGUAAAUAGUAAACAGUCAAGGAUAAUUAACCACGAGCUGUAAGGUAAGAUGACAAACUAACACCCUUCACCUCUUUCAGUUCUGGUUUAAUGAUUUCUUUAAAAAAAAUCGAUUAAAUUAAUUUUUCGGUCUAAAGUUUUAUAUAUAAUUUUUUAAUUGAUAUUACAGAUAAGUUUUUAUUUUUAACUCUGAGAAACAAUAUUACUUCAGGACUUAAGGUAUAAAUAUUUAUCUUUAUCACCCAAAAUACUUCCCUAAAGAUUAAUAUAAUAGUGAUAUAAUGAUACACUGGAGACUGUAGUGUACAUGGAUGAUCCAACAUGACUCUUGAAAUGCAAUAUAUAUAUUUUUCCCACAUAUUUUCUACACAGUGUUCUUAUUCCAGUGUAAAUAAAGUAUACAUAAGGUGUGGUGUGCUCUAGGAGGGUUGGGGUAGUGACGGGAUCGUGUGUUUGAUGUUAUGAAUAAAAAAAAAAGUAAUUCUAAAUUUAGUAAAGGAAACAAAAGAAAAUCGAAUUAAACUUUUAUCUCGAAUUAUACCAGAUUAUACUUUCGUCAAGGUAAUUAUUGAAAUGUUAUAAUCGAUAAAAGAUAAUUAAAUUGAUUAUUAUUACGUAAUUUUUACUAUUUGUUAUAACAGAAGCUGUCAGGUGUACAUGUGUAGAUAGAGUGUGUACACAUGGUGUCUUAGUAAACAUACAGGUCGAAACUACCUUUUAAUUUUUGUCAUGCUAGUCGUAAUUAGAGUUAAAUUAGGGUUUAAUUAGUAAGUCAUAAAAAUAUCGUAAUUAUUAUUAUUUUAUGUUUAAGACCAAAGUUGUGUUUAUAAUCUGAAGAUAAAAUUCGUGAUUGCGAUUUUGUUUUUGGAGAUGAAAUACGUCAUAAUAAUUGUGUUUAUAAUUCAAUUUAACACACACA
Molecule: messenger RNA, 5453 nt
Organism: Homarus americanus (American lobster)
Lineage: Eukaryota; Metazoa; Arthropoda; Malacostraca; Decapoda; Nephropidae
Gene: fusl
Exons: 5
Coding region: 945-2369 (474 amino acids)
Biological process (GO): clustering of voltage-gated calcium channels; neuromuscular synaptic transmission; neuron-neuron synaptic transmission
Cellular component (GO): presynaptic membrane
Source: RefSeq, a predicted model, not a curated record